Messenger RNA from Athene cunicularia (burrowing owl), 1077 nucleotides. RefSeq names its product solute carrier family 35 member D1 (gene SLC35D1). The transcript is spliced from 4 exons. The annotation marks the transcript as partial. Lineage: Eukaryota; Metazoa; Chordata; Aves; Strigiformes; Strigidae. Gene Ontology annotation, cellular component: Golgi apparatus. Gene Ontology annotation, molecular function: antiporter activity; GDP-fucose transmembrane transporter activity. The record is from RefSeq and is a predicted model, not a curated record.
GCUCUGUGCUGGGGGGCUCUUGUCCCCGCGCCCGCUCGGGGUGUUGCUCCGCGGCUGCGGUUUGGCGGGGAGGGGGACACGGGGGCACCCUCUCACCCUGCGGAACCUUCCCCUUGCAGCCUGCCGAUGUUCACCGUCCUGCGGAGGUUUUCCAUCCUGUUUACGAUGUUUGCCGAGGGGCUUUUGCUCAAGAAGAAGUUUUCUUGGAGCAUCCAGAUGACAGUAUUUGCAAUGAUCAUCGGGGCGUUCGUAGCUGCUAGUGCUGACUUGGCAUUCGAUCUGGAAGGAUAUAUUUUUAUCCUUAUUAACGAUGCCUUAACAGCUGCAAACGGUGCCUACGUGAAACAGAAGCUGGAUUCAAAGGAGCUGGGAAAAUACGGCCUGCUCUAUUACAAUGCACUGUUCAUGAUCCUUCCCACCCUGACCAUUGCCUACUUCACGGGAGAUGCGCAGAAGGUAGGAUUCCUGCCCCCAACGCCGGGGUCGUGGGUGGCACGAGCCCUUCUGGGCCGAACGGGUGGCGUUGGGACGUUUUACUGUUUGUUGUGACGCGCUUUUCUGUAACUUGGCCUUCUUACGUAAAGUGGGGAAUGCUCAAACGGUGAAACUCAAGCAGUUCGUUAGCCCUAAUUUGCAAACACAAACUGCACAGCGUCUGGGGGAGGAGGGCAGGGCGAAGGAAGGUAGAGUAACUACCCCAAAACCGUCAGCAGAACAUAACUGUCUUAUGGUUGGACUUCAAAUCCGCAGACUUGCUCCAUUCAUGCGUUUUUGUAAUGCUGGAGGAAUGGGGAAGUGCGAGAGCAAUAAGUGAAACCAAAUAUUCUAUAAAACAAAGAAGUCGAGUAUUUUUAGAAUAAACGAGUUUCUUUAAACUCCUUUCUGUCCUUCCCUCUGACUGGGGUGGUGGUUGUGUUGAAUUGUUUUUCUGAGGCUCACUUUGCCUGUGCUGCUGCCCCGUCAGGGCACGGACUGAUUUAUGUGUGGCUUUGUAUGUGUGAAAUUUAUAUUGUGUUAUUAAUUAUUAUUAUUAUUACUGCUCUUGCUUAUGUGCAGUUAUACUCGAGGUUGGGGGGG